CAAAACCAGUCCAAGCUAUACAUUUAUACACGAGAGCUGUACGUAUAGAUUGAGGUCCUGAAAAGUCUAAGAGCAAAAGCAGAAAGCAAACCCUAGAAAAUCGAGAGAUCUGUUCGAGCAAGAUGGGAGUGGGAGGAGGAUCAUCAGCCAAGGUGAAGUCGGUGGUGUACGCACUGUCGCCGUAUCAGCAGCAGACGAUGCCUGGUCUCUGGAAGGAUUUCACCAGUAAGAUCUACAAGAGGACUCUUGGUGAUUGGGUCAGCAUCUCUCUCGUUGCCGUCCCUGUCAUCGGAACUUACUUAUAUGCUAAUGACUACAAGGAGAAGGAGAAGUUGUCACAUAGAUACUGAAGUUGGGUGUGACGUGAGGUGCUUUAUAUACUAAUGAAAUUGAACUUUCUCCAUUUCCGUUUAGAGAUUCUUAUGUUUUCUGUUGUAAUGCAAAUAAAGGGAGUGUACGUCUAGAUGCUGCACUUAUUGCAACUUUUGUACUAUAAUAUGCCAUGAUGGUUGGUUUGUUUGCAUUAAAAAUGUUUGAAGAUCUCACAUCUCCAUCAAUAUGAUUUUUUUAGACAUGAA
Messenger RNA from Daucus carota subsp. sativus, 578 nucleotides. RefSeq names its product cytochrome b-c1 complex subunit 8-2, mitochondrial. The transcript has 2 exons. The record is from RefSeq and is a predicted model, not a curated record. Bases 123 to 350 code for a protein of 75 amino acids. Gene Ontology annotation, biological process: mitochondrial electron transport, ubiquinol to cytochrome c. Lineage: Eukaryota; Viridiplantae; Streptophyta; Magnoliopsida; Apiales; Apiaceae.